Molecule: messenger RNA, 1196 nt
Organism: Arvicanthis niloticus (Nile rat)
Lineage: Eukaryota; Metazoa; Chordata; Mammalia; Rodentia; Muridae
Gene: Uqcrfs1
Product: ubiquinol-cytochrome c reductase, Rieske iron-sulfur polypeptide 1
Cellular component (GO): membrane
Molecular function (GO): quinol-cytochrome-c reductase activity; 2 iron, 2 sulfur cluster binding
Source: RefSeq, a predicted model, not a curated record
UACGUCACAAAUCCUGCGCCUCCCGCUCCUCUUCGGGCCUGCGUUCGAACGGAAGGUCGUCCCUGUGACCGACUAGGUGGUUGGAGCAGCUGUCGCCAUGUUGUCGGUCGCUGCCCGCUCGGGCCCGUUCGCGCCCGUCCUAUCGGCCACGUCCCGCGGGGUGGCGGGCGCGCUUCGGCCCCUGUUGCAAGGCGCGGUGCCCGCCACCUCAGAACCACUUGUUCUGGACGCGAAACGACCCUUCCUGUGCCGCGAGUCGCUGAGUGGCCAAGCCGCGACCCGGCCUUUGGUGGCCGCGGUGGGCCUGAAUGUUCCUGCUUCUGUUCGUUAUUCCCAUACAGAUGUCAAGGUGCCCGACUUCUCUGACUAUCGUCGCGCUGAAGUUCUCGAUAGCACAAAAUCUUCUAAAGAGAGCAGUGAGGCUAGAAAAGGCUUCUCUUACUUGAUAACGGCAACAACUACUGUGGGUGUUGCAUAUGCAGCCAAAAAUGUGGUCUCCCAGUUCGUUUCCAGCAUGAGUGCUUCUGCUGAUGUGCUGGCCAUGUCGAAGAUCGAGAUCAAGUUGUCUGAUAUUCCAGAAGGAAAGAACAUGGCUUUUAAAUGGAGAGGCAAGCCUCUGUUUGUGCGCCAUAGAACCAAGAAGGAGAUUGACCAGGAAGCUGCCGUUGAAGUGUCCCAGUUAAGGGACCCACAGCAUGAUUUAGAGCGUGUAAAGAAACCUGAAUGGGUUAUUCUGAUAGGUGUCUGUACUCAUCUUGGUUGUGUACCCAUUGCAAAUGCAGGAGAUUUUGGUGGCUAUUAUUGCCCCUGCCAUGGGUCACACUAUGACGCCUCUGGCAGGAUCAGGAAGGGCCCUGCGCCUCUCAACCUGGAAGUGCCUACCUAUGAGUUCACCAGUGAUGAUGUAGUAGUUGUGGGUUAGACACUUGGACUCAGGGCCUAGGUUUCUUUCGGUCUUCAAGAGUUGAGAGUAAGCCUUGUGUACAUCUAGGUUGGGUGAUUUAAAAUAUUUAAGAAUUGUUAAUAAUGUAUUGGCAAACAUUGAUGUGAAGUAAUUGAAUUCCCUGUUAAAUAUUAUCAAGCAUUAGCGUAAUAAAAACACUGUUGAACAUCGCUAAAUUCAGUCACAGACUUGAAAGGUGCAGUGUCUUUGAUAGCUAAUUCUAAUAAAACAUUACAGAUUGUUGUACAAGAUA